Medioppia subpectinata is the source of this 315-nucleotide messenger RNA. The record is from the annotation of a GenBank genome assembly. Lineage: Eukaryota; Metazoa; Arthropoda; Arachnida; Sarcoptiformes; Oppiidae.
UUUGGUUGUCCAGCAAAUGAAACCAACACCACAUCAGCCAACUAUGGCUGUAACUAUCAGUUUGGUUGGGAUCGGAAUGCAAUUAUUUAUGUGGACAGGUCUCCCAUAUUAUGGUUAUUUCAAACAAGUGUUGCCGUCAUAUGUCUCGCAGAAGCCUUACUAUUAGCCUAUUUGUCAUACAAAGGAAAUGUAUUGCAAACACUUUUAUCGUUUCACUUUAUUUUGGAAAUCGUAAACAACGCGCCGUUUGUCGCCACAGUGAGAUACCAUCGUAUUUUCAUUCACAUAAAACUCGACGCGAACUCUGGAAAUACA